AUGGGUAUAACGUAUCGACCUCUAGAUAUAUCGAACAGGGAGGAACUGAAACAUGUUCAGAGAGUCAUUGAUGCCGAUCUAAGUGAGCCGUAUUCCGUGUACGUGUAUAGCUACUUUUUCAAUCAAUGGCCAGAGGUGUGUUUCUUGGCGUUUAGCGAAAACGAGAAGAAUCCAGUGGGCUGCGUGGUUUGUAAAUAUGAGACCCACAGGGGCACCAGACUGCGAGGUUACAUAGGAAUGCUCGCCGUCGAGCACAAGUUUCGCAGACGCGGAAUUGCCAAAAACCUGGUUGCGCUGGCAAUCGAAAAAAUGCGGAAGCUAGGGUGCGACGAGGUAAUGCUCGAAACUGAGGUGGAGAACACAACAGCACUGAGCUUGUACGAAGGUUUCGGGUUUAUUCGGUUGAAACGUAUGUUCCGGUACUAUCUGAACCAGGGUGAUGCGUUCAAGCUGAUACUGCCGCUCUCGGAAAAGAGCUGUACCAGAACAACCUUCCUGCUGCAACCAGAGACGACAUUUGCAGAAUGA
Molecule: messenger RNA, 528 nt
Organism: Lachancea meyersii CBS 8951
Lineage: Eukaryota; Fungi; Ascomycota; Saccharomycetes; Saccharomycetales; Saccharomycetaceae
Source: the annotation of a GenBank genome assembly